Messenger RNA from Cladophialophora yegresii CBS 114405, 1332 nucleotides. Its product is annotated as phosphatidylserine decarboxylase. Lineage: Eukaryota; Fungi; Ascomycota; Eurotiomycetes; Chaetothyriales; Herpotrichiellaceae. The coding region runs from base 1 to 1332 and encodes 443 amino acids. Gene Ontology annotation, molecular function: phosphatidylserine decarboxylase activity. The record is from RefSeq and is a predicted model, not a curated record. Gene Ontology annotation, biological process: phosphatidylethanolamine biosynthetic process. The transcript has 2 exons. Gene Ontology annotation, cellular component: mitochondrion.
AUGAAGCACGAGAAGAACAUCCCAGAGCCACAUCACUAUCACCGAUUGGGAGAGUGGCUUCCGCACGAUCAACGUGCUCACAGGGAAUGGCUGGCAGGUGUUAUCGACCUUGUCGACCAGAAACCCGAGCGUCUACACCCAGCUCUGGCGGAGUUCCAAGACUUGAUCGAAAACAACACCCGCGUCUACCUUCUCAUCGCGUCAAUGUUUCAGCAGAUUCCCAACAAGGAACCGUACACCAAUGACCCACAAGGUGAAGGUCACCCACAAAUCCGCGACCACAUCCAUAUGCUCCAAGUCCUCAACCACAUCUUGACCACCGCACCAUCCUGGAAUGACAAGUCUGAACGCGUGGGGUUGGUCGGAUUGCCAUUCCACGCACUGUUUGACUGGCCCAUGGGGACCUCCUCUGGGUUUGCCGUCUUCCUGGAUCCAGAUAUCAACAAGGUCUUGAAGAAGGUGCUGGACGCAUGGGCGAACUACCUGGAGUCACCAGAGUCUGCAUACGUCCUCAAGAAAAACGCAAGAGGCAGCUGGUUCAGUCCGCAUGGCGAAGAGGAGCUGACUCACGUGGCAAAUGUCGGGAAGACAAGUCACAAGUUUGAAGAGUUGUUCGAGUGCGACCCGAGUGAUCCACACAUGGGAUUUAAGUCUUGGGAUCACUUCUUCACCCGUGUUUUCAAAGAAGGAGCUCGGCCCGUUGCCAGCCCAGACGAUGACAACGUGAUCGCAAAUGCAUGCGAGUCCAAGGCGUUCAAGGUCGCGCGAGACGUCAAAGCACGAGAGCACUUCUGGUUGAAAGGCCAACCGUACUCUGUGCUCGACAUGCUGGCUCAAGAUCCUUGGGCUGAGCAGUUCGUCGGAGGCACAGUGUAUCAAGCGUUCCUCAGCGCACUGAGCUAUCAUCGAUGGCAUGCUCCUGUGUCCGGCAAAUUGGUCAAGGCAUACGUGGUGGACGGGACGUACUGGUCAGAACCCCCGUUCGCCGAAUUCAAGGAGAACCAAUCAGCAGAUCCGGAAGGCAUAGUGACAAGCCAGGGGUAUCUGACAGCUACGGCGACAAGAGCCAUCAUGUUCUUCGAGGCAGACAACCCGGCGAUUGGCUUGAUGGCGUUUCUGGGAAUCGGCAUGUGUGAGGUGUCGACGUGCGAAAUGACAGUUCAAGUGGGCCAGCACGUCAACAAAGGAGAUCAAAUUGGCAUGUUCCAUUUUGGCGGCUCGACUCACUGUUUGAUGUUUAGGAAAGGGGUUGAGCUCGAAGGCUUCCCCGAGGCGACCCCUGAGCACAACGUUCCAGUUCGCAGUGCGUUGGCGAGGGUGCAGUCGAGGUAA